GUGUGUCGUAGCAGGAGACGUAAUUGUUUGCAUCCCCGGGUAGGUCCGUCCAGCUGGUUCUGUCUCUUUGUGGCCUGUUCAAGUCUGGGUGUGGCUGUCGUGUCGUGGCUCGGAAGCAUAUUCAGCGGCUGCAACUUGCGCCGUUUACCGUGAUCUUAGAGAUUUGGCCGGGGACUAACAUCGAGUAGCACAACAGGCGCAGACUGCAUACGGUCAAUACCAGGGACGUCCACUCAUUGCUGCAAUCUCGGGAAGAUCUCUUUCUUUUUCACAAGACCAUCGCCAUGGGCAAAAGGCCCAACGUGGCGGUUAUCGGAGCCGGCCUCUCAGGCUUGAGAUGUACCGACAUUUUAAUCCAGAAUGGCGCUCGCGUGACUCUCUUCGAAGCAAGGAACAGGGUUGGAGGCAGGGUACACCAAACGAAGAUCCAUACACAUCUGAUAGACAUGGGCCCCAAUUGGAUCCAUGGCACUGGAAAGAACCCGAUUGCCGCAAUUGCAGAAGCCACGGGGACAGUGCUUGAAGACUUCGAAGGAAACCAGGCGUUAAUUUCCCCAGACGGAAAGGCUAUCGAUGAUGAUACAGCCUCCAGGAUAUCAGAGGUUUUGUGGACAACUAUCGAAAACGCCUUUGAGUAUAGCAACAUCCAUAAAGACACCAUUCCACCGGAUCGAAGCCUGCUUGACUUUAUCCGGGAAAAGGUCGAGGAAACCGACCUCACCACAACCGAAAAGGACCUGUGCAUCGAGUCUUCCAGACUAUGGGGAGCAUAUGUCGGUGACCCGAUUGAACGGCAGAGUUUAAAGUUCUUCUGUCUCGAAGAGUGCAUAGAUGGGAAUAACUUCUUCGUGGCAUCGACGUAUAAGAACAUCCUCAAGCAUGUCUCCCAAGCAGCCCUCCAGCGCGCCGACAUCCGUUUCAACCAGCCAAUCGUCAAGAUCGAAUCCGAACCCCGACAAGACCUCAGAUCCCCCGGCAAGGUGACUCUCACCACCGCAUCUGGCGAAACCUUCCAAUUCGACGAAGUAGUAGUCACCUGCCCACUGGGCUGGCUGAAACGCAACAAACAAGCCUUCACCCCCGAACUCCCCCCUCGCCUCACCCAAGCCAUCGACAGCAUCUCCUACGGCCGCUUAGAAAAAGUAUACGUGACCUUUCCCCGCGCCUUCUGGCACGCCGACACCACCACCACCACCACCGAAACCAGCCCAAAAUACACCAACUUCACCAACCCCACCUUCGCCCAAUUCCUCAACCCAACAUACACCAGCCCCCCCAAAAAUAUCAUCUGGAACCAAGAAUGCAUCUCCCUCGCCGCUCUCCCCCCAUCCUGCGCCCACCCCACCCUCCUCUUCUACACCUUCGGCCCCUGCUCCACCUACAUCGUCUCCAAACUCGCAACCAUCCCCUCCUCCACCACCACCACCACCUCCUCCUCCUCCAGCGAUGACGAAUCCUACAACCUCCUCAACACCUUCCUCCACCCCUUCUACUCCCGUCUCCACGGCUACUCCGCCUCUUCCCCAGACUGCACCCCGCUCGCCUUCACCGCCACCCAAUGGCAAAACGACCCCUACGCCGGCAACGGAUCCUACUGCAAUUUCCAAGUCGGGCUCACGCAGGGAGAUCGGGAUAUUGAGGUCCUGAGAGCGGGGCUGGGUGUGGAUCGGGCGGUGUGGUUCGCGGGUGAACAUACGGCGCCGUUUGUGGCGUUGGGGACCACCACGGGGGCGUAUUGGAGUGGGGAGCGCGCGGCAGGCCAGAUUUGUAAUUUGUAUGGCUUGGGGAGGGUGGGCAUUGGGUUGGAGAGGGAUGAUUCGUUGCCGUCGGCGAGGGCGAAGGGGCUUUUGUAGGUGGGGGAUAGUAGGCUUGUG
Molecule: messenger RNA, 1874 nt
Organism: Aspergillus ibericus CBS 121593
Lineage: Eukaryota; Fungi; Ascomycota; Eurotiomycetes; Eurotiales; Aspergillaceae
Product: flavin monoamine oxidase family protein
Exons: 4
Coding region: 285-1853 (522 amino acids)
Molecular function (GO): oxidoreductase activity
Source: RefSeq, a predicted model, not a curated record